This is a messenger RNA of Exserohilum turcica Et28A, 1572 nucleotides long. RefSeq lists its product as uncharacterized. Gene Ontology annotation, molecular function: transmembrane transporter activity. The transcript is spliced from 3 exons. The record is from RefSeq and is a predicted model, not a curated record. Gene Ontology annotation, biological process: transmembrane transport. Lineage: Eukaryota; Fungi; Ascomycota; Dothideomycetes; Pleosporales; Pleosporaceae. Bases 1 to 1572 code for a protein of 523 amino acids. Gene Ontology annotation, cellular component: membrane.
AUGGAGCAACUCUCGCCCACCCAGACCUACGACACCAUCGUCAAGGACCCUGCCGACUUUGAGGACUAUGCUGCAGGCGGCGCAUCCCACAACAAGGCUGGCUUUGAACGGGGUGAGGUAAUCAACAUCGAUGCAGAGGGCGAGAACCGCUGGCGGCCUCGCUGGAAGAAGCACUUUGGCAUCCAGCGCAAGAGGCAGAGCAGCAGCCAGGAGCAGCCGCAGUACAGAGUCUACAAGAGGCGCUGGAUCGGUCUGUGGCAGUUGGUGCUGCUCAACAUUGUCAUCAGUUGGGACUGGUUGACUUUUGCUGCAAUCUCCACAACGUCAUCACUUUAUUUCGACGUACCGGAAAGCACAAUCAACUGGCUCUCUACCGGCUUCCUGCUCGCUUUCGCCGUCUCGUGCCCCCUGACCGUCUAUCUGCUGCACAAAGGCCCCAAGCAAUCCAUCAUCGCUGCAUCCGUCCUGCUGCUCGUAGGCAACUGGAUCCGCUAUGCCGGAACCGUUGCCAGCGACAAUGGCGUUUUCGAGCUGGUCAUGGUAGGCCAAAUCUUGACCGGACUGGCACAGCCCUUCGUCUUGGCCGCACCAACACGAUACAGCGACAUGUGGUUUACCGAGAAGGGGCGCAUGGGAGCGACAGCAUUGGCAAGCUUGGCCAAUCCUCUUGGUGGUGCUAUCGCCUCCAUCAUCAACCCCCUCAUAGGCACUGUCCCUGACACGGUGCUCAUGGUAUCCAUCAUUGCAUCCGUGGCAUGUGUCCCAUCCCUCUUGGUCCCCGCAGCGCCUCCUACACCACCCUCCGCCUCAAGCACCGUGUCCAAGAUGCCCAUUAUGCAGUCUGUGCGCCUCAUGAUGCGCAACCCCUCCUUCUACAUUGUCUUCCUCACCUUCAGUGCCUACGUCGGCAUCUUCAACUCCUUCUCCACCCUGCUCAACCAGAUCCUGUAUCCCUACGGCUACUCGGAAGACGAGGCCGGCCUCUGCGGCGCAGUCCUCAUCCUCGCCGGCCUUGUCGUGUGCGCCAUUGUGAGCCCAAUUAUCGAUCGCACCCACGCCUACCUGCUCAGCAUCAAGCUGCUAUCUCCCAUUAUCGCAGGCUCAAUCCUCGCCAUGGUCUGGGCGCCCCAGACCCGCACAAUCGUUGCCCCUUACCUGCUCAGUGGCGUGCUGGGCGCCGCCGCCUUCUCCCUGCUGCCCGUGGCCCUCGAGUACAUGGUCGAAAUCACGUUCCCGGCAAGUCCGGAAAUCAGUUCGACCAUCUGCUGGGCCGGCGGCCAGGUUGCAGGCGCCGUCUUCAUCAUCAUCAUGGAUGUGCUCAAGGAUGACCGUCCCGUCGACUUGGAGGAAGUCAGGAAACUUGGCAGGGGAAACGCCCAUGGUGUGGGUGACAAGCCGCCUGGAAACAUGUUCUGGUCACUCGUCUUCCAGGCCGUCGUUGCCAUGGCCAUCCUGCCCUUGCCGCUCGCGCUGGGCAUCAAGAUGCUCGGCUUGGAGACCAGGGAAGGCAGGCUGAAGACAGAUGUCGGGAACAGCAACACAGCUGUGUUGACUCCUGAGGAAGCUGCAUAG